Molecule: messenger RNA, 1496 nt
Organism: Heterocephalus glaber (naked mole-rat)
Lineage: Eukaryota; Metazoa; Chordata; Mammalia; Rodentia; Bathyergidae
Gene: Calb2
Product: calbindin 2
Biological process (GO): regulation of presynaptic cytosolic calcium ion concentration; regulation of long-term synaptic potentiation
Cellular component (GO): dendrite; cytosol; synapse
Molecular function (GO): calcium ion binding
Source: RefSeq, a predicted model, not a curated record
CCGGGACAGCAUAUAAGGGCGGCGUGGCGCGCGGCCCCAGCGCGAGUGCCACAGCUGAGCGGCGCGGAGAGACAGCGCUCUGCUGGCUAAGGUCUCCAAGAGGCUCGCCAUGGCUGGCUCGCAGCAGCAGCCCCCUUACCUGCACCUGGCCGAGCUGACGGCGUCCCAGUUCCUGGAAAUCUGGAAGCACUUUGAUGCAGACGGAAAUGGGUAUAUAGAAGGUAAAGAGCUAGAAAAUUUUUUCCAAGAACUGGAGAAGGCAAGAAAAGGCUCUGGCAUGCUGUCGAAGAGUGACAACCUUGGGGAGAAGAUGAAGGAGUUCAUGCAGAAGUACGACAAGAACUCGGAUGGGAAGAUUGAGAUGGCGGAGCUGGCGCAGAUCCUACCAACUGAAGAGAACUUCCUUCUGUGCUUCAGGCAGCAUGUGGGCUCCAGUGCAGAGUUCAUGGAGGCUUGGCGGAAGUAUGACACAGACAGAAGUGGCUACAUUGAAGCCAAUGAGCUCAAGGGAUUCCUGUCUGACCUGCUGAAGAAGGCCAACCGGCCAUAUGAUGAGCCCAAGCUCCAGGAAUACACCCAAACCAUACUACGGAUGUUUGACUUAAAUGGGGAUGGCAAAUUGGGCCUCUCAGAGAUGUCUCGACUCUUGCCUGUACAGGAAAACUUCCUGCUUAAAUUUCAGGGCAUGAAGUUGACCUCAGAAGAGUUCAAUGCCAUCUUCACAUUUUAUGACAAGGAUGGAAGUGGCUACAUAGAUGAGAAUGAACUGGAUGCCCUUUUGAAGGAUCUCUAUGAGAAGAACAAGAAGGAAAUGAACAUCCAGCAGCUCACCAACUACAGAAAGAGCGUCAUGUCCUUGGCCGAAGCAGGCAAGCUCUACCGAAAGGACCUGGAGAUUGUGCUGUGCAGCGAGCCCCCCAUGUAAAGGGGGCACAAGGUCUCCUCCACCUCUCCCAAACCCUGCCCCCGCAGCCCUGCCACUUCUCCCCAGAUCCAGAGACCAUGGGUGCCCCUCCCGCCACCCCUGCAACCUGCUCACCAGCCUGCAGAGCUGGAAAGAAGAGAUGGAGGGUGGGCGGCUGAGGGGCCUCCUUCUAGCCCGCCUCUGAGCAGCCCUGACCAGGCACACAGCUCUGCCCGCCGUGGGUCACCAACUGCAUGGGAGGUGGGUGGGGGCGUGGGCGGAGCUUCCCCGUUCUCUUUGCUGCGAUGCAUGAGCUCAUCCGCUGUACAAUUUAGGCUUCGAUGUCCAACAGUGUAGACUCUUCCCUCUCUCUGUCCCCUGCCUCCGCCCCCUGCCACCACCCACCCCAUCUUCCAGCUCCCACCCACCACCUCACUAAUAGUGUAGCUGUCUUCUCAGAGUUCUGUUGUGCAGGGCAUCUGCCCUCUCCUUGCCUUCUGUACUCAGUGUGCUCCUUUUCUCUCUGGGGUUCCUGUCUUCUUGUUUACCAAAGAAGAGUUUACAGACAAUAAAGUGGAAACAUUCUGCUGUG